GGUUCUCGUGUAUUAUUUGAAUGUCUCUCUCUGUCCUCUUUAUAAAGUUUCAGUAACCAACUCCUCUUUGUAAUCUGGUUAUAGCUUUUGCUUCUUGCAAACUUGUUAUGCCUUGCUUUAUAUUUCAUUCUUCUUUGCAAUUAUCCUUUCAGUUUGUUUCCUUUCCAAUUGCUCUAAUCUUCGAUUUAGAUUCUUUUAGUUUCCUCUGUUUCAUGCUUCUUGUUUUAAUUACCCCCAUUUUUCUGUUAAAAUUUGUCCUACCAAUCCAUCAGUGAAAUAAUUUUUAUUCCUCUUUUGUUGGAGAGAACCCAAUAGAAAAAUAUUAGUAAAAAUCAACUUUUAAGUAUUAAUAGUAAAGGAUAAUAAAAACCCAAUACUCUGUUCUAUGUCUCUAUUCUUCCUCCAGAUAUGGAGAAAAAGGUGGAAACAAGCUCUCCUGUUGGGGUUCUUGAAGACUACUUUAGAAAUGAAGAAUCUGAAAGUUGUUCUUCGAAAGAACCCACAUCAGACUUUGAAGCUAAUAAAAGUCCAAAACCCGCUUCUCGUUGGCGCGGAUUUGUUCAGUUGUUAAGAAGUAGAUCAAAGAAACCUUUAGCUACAUUGCAUCCUCUUAGUGUCCUAAAGCUCUCAUUAAGAAAGAGCUCUAGCAUGAAAGAGAUGGUACCAAGUUUUUUUGCAAAUUCUGAUUCUUACAAUUUAAAUUCCCCAAGAAUGAAUUUCACUCUUCCCGAGUUACAAGCUGCAACCGACAAUUUUAGCCAAGAAAAUUUGAUAGGAAAGGGAGGUUAUGCUGAAGUUUACAAAGGGCGCUUGAAAAAUGGGAAAUUGGUGGCUAUCAAGCGGCUAACGAAAGGAACACUUGAUGAAAUGAUUGGAGAUUUCCUAUCCGAGAUGGGGAUUAUGGCUCAUGUGAAUCAUCCUAAUACAGCUAAGUUAAUUGGCUAUGGAAUUGAAGGAGGAAUGCACCUUGUUCUUGAAUUGUCUCCACAUGGGAGCUUAGCUUCUCUGCUUUAUGGUUCCAAACAGACAUUGAAAUGGCAUGUUAGGUAUAAAAUUGCAUUAGGAACAGCUGAGGGUUUACUCUAUCUUCAUGAGGGUUGCCAGAGAAGAAUAAUACAUAGAGAUAUUAAGGCUGCUAACAUUUUGCUUACAGAAGACUUUGAGCCUCAGAUUUGUGAUUUUGGGCUUGCAAAGUGGCUACCAGAGCAUUGGACUCACCACAUUGUAUCCAAAUUUGAGGGCACAUUUGGUUACCUUGCGCCAGAGUACUUAAUGCAUGGAAUAGUAGAUGAAAAAACUGAUGUUUUUUCCUUUGGUGUGCUGCUGUUGGAAUUAGUCACUGGUCGACGAGCGCUUGAUUACUCUCAGCAAAGCCUUGUCUUGUGGGCAAAACCUUUGAUAAAGAAGAAUGAGGUUAGAGAGUUAGUUGAUCCUGCUCUUGCUGAUGAUUAUAACACUCAACAAAUGAAUCUCAUGCUUUUGGCUGCUUCUUUGUGCAUACAACAGUCUUCUUUAAGGAGGCCUCAAAUGGCACAGGCUGUGCAAAUUCUAAAUGGUAAUAUCAGCUGCUUGAAAUCAAUGAAAAGAUCCCGUGUGGCGUUCUUUCGAAAAGCUUCCCGUGAGGAGUUAUUCAAACAAGAGGAUUAUAAAUCCCCCAAGAAUAUUAGAUCAUCUCAGUUGGUCUAAUAUGUUGAUUUUGGUUUUAAGAGCAACAUUUCAUCUUUGUUCACCUAACCGCAGCUUUUUCAUUCUUAAAGGAAUGAAAAACUAUCAGGUUUGAACCUGUGAUAUCUUGCAGGCAGAAACUCUACUGGUGGGCUAUGAGUUGUUUAUGAAGCAAAUUAGUAUCUUAGGGCAGCCGAGCCUCCAUAACCAUUAAAAUAUAGGCGGAGGACUUUGUAAAGCAGAAAGGAACAGUUUUCAACUUAUGUACAUAAAGAAAUGCAAAAGGAAUCAAGAGGAAGAAAGUUUCUUGGUGGAAAAACAGGAAAGAAAAGGUUAAGUAUGGGAAUCCAUGGGAUUGGACUGUGGCUUAUGUGCAUCGUAGAAUCCUAUAUCUUUAUCAGCUUCUGUAUAUGAAAGAAUCUUAGGAAGGGAACAAUACUACAAAGGCAAAGAAAGGUUAUUUUACUUUACAAUUUCCUUGCAUGCUUAUGUUCCUCGCAAAGGGACAGCUCAACCUUAAAACUACAUUGUGACUGUAAAUUUCUGCAAAGUUAUUAAUUGUAUUAAAAAAUUUUGAUUUAUGUAUUCACAUAUUUAAACAUUA
Molecule: messenger RNA, 2269 nt
Organism: Jatropha curcas
Lineage: Eukaryota; Viridiplantae; Streptophyta; Magnoliopsida; Malpighiales; Euphorbiaceae
Source: RefSeq, a predicted model, not a curated record